GCCGCGGCCUCGCGAUUUCCUCCCUUUCCCGGCGCGGCGAUGGCUCCUCCGCCUCCCACUCCACUCCAACCAGCCAGCGAAUCGCGCCGCCUCGCAAGCCUCGAUCUCCCCGCCGAUCCCCGGAGACUCCCAUGGCGUGCUCGGCAGCGGCGGCGGCGGCGGCGGCGGGGUGGCUGCUGUCGCCGUUUCUCGACAGCCUGAGCGACCGGAUCCGCUCCUGCGCCGACGACCUCUUCCGCUACCUACCCUCGGGGUCCGCCUCCGCCGACCUCGAGCGCCUGCAGGACUACAUCGUCCGCCUCAGCGCGUUCGCCUCCGCCGUGGAGCGCGCCCGGCGCCGCCCGCCGCACCCCACCCUCCUCGCCUGGCUCAACCGCCUCAAGGACGCCGCGGACGACGCCGACAACAUCUUCGACGAGAUCCGCUACAGGAGCCUUGCGGAUGCCCUCUCCGGACCCGGCCCCGAUCUCCGCAGCGUCCUCGACACCCCCGGGUCGGUCUGCGGCCACCUGGUAUCAGUAUGCUCCGACCACCCCUUCAAACGGUUGCCCUCCGUCCUCGACAAGCUCGCCACCGCCUGCGCGGACUACGCCGGGAUCGCCUCCCUCGUCGGGCUCGACAGGGCCGACUCUCCGCAGCGUGGGAACCGGCUCACCAGGAGCUCUAGCUCCAUCAUGCCGGCUGACGACGCAUUCUUUGGCCGCCAACGCGAGCUCAACGUUCUGGUCGAAACGUUAGUUCGUUGCAAUGAUUCUGCUCAACUCGGGAACCAGAGUGUCCCGGAUGUUGGCAUUGUUGGAGAUGGUGGGAUCGGCAAGACAAAACUGGCUCAGAUGGCGUUUCAUCAUCCAAUAAUUCUGGAGCACUUCGAUCUCCGGAUGUGGGUGUGUGCCUCGAGUCAUGUGGAUGAUGGAGGAGGUUCUUGCUUGUCCUAGAUGAUGUUUGGGAUGACAAGGAGAUGAGCAUGUCACAGAACAGGGAGAGGUGGAGGAAUCUACUAGCCCCUCUGCAGCAUGGGAAGCAAGAGAGCAGGAUUGUUGUGACUACACGAAUGAAGGUGGUUGCUGA
Molecule: messenger RNA, 1068 nt
Organism: Panicum hallii
Lineage: Eukaryota; Viridiplantae; Streptophyta; Magnoliopsida; Poales; Poaceae
Product: putative disease resistance protein RGA3
Exons: 2
Coding region: 132-935 (267 amino acids)
Molecular function (GO): ADP binding
Source: RefSeq, a predicted model, not a curated record